AUGGCAACUUCCACAGAGUCACCCACGCCGGCGUACCAGCCUAGGUACAUUGAUAUUGGCAUCAAUUUAGCCGAUCCCAUUUUUCGAGGUCUGCAUCACGGCAAGCAGCGUCAUCCCGAUGACCUAGACGGUGUCAUCUCAAGAGCAAAGGAGGUUGGGUGCUCCAAGCUGAUCGUCACUGGCUCCGACUUCACUAGCUCUAGAGACGCCUUGGACAUUGCGAAGCAGUAUCCCGGCGUCGUUUACACAACGAUUGGAAUCCACCCAUGUAGCAGUGCCAUAUUCAGCAGUUCUGACGAAGCCGCCGAGGGCGUGCACACUGACCCGGACCCAUCCAAACCCAUCCCGGACCACCAUGAGCCGGAUCCCACCAAGACGGAGGCCAUCAUCGCCGAGCUCCGUGACCUCAUCAAAGACUCUAUCGCCUCCAAGUCCGGCCUCGUCGCCUUUGGCGAGUUCGGCCUCGACUAUGACCGUCUGCACUACUGCUCUAAGAGCAUCCAGCUCCACUCUUUUGCUGUACAGCUUGAUCUCGUUCUUGAGACGAAGCCGCAACUGCCUCUAUUCCUGCACUCGAGAGCUGCCCAUGAGGACUUCGUCCGUCUGCUCAAAGAGAAGUUCGGCGAAAAGCUAGAGAAGCUCGAGAAGGGCGGCGUCGUCCACAGCUUCACUGGCACCCUCGAGGAGGCUAGGGAGCUGAUGGACCUCGGCCUGUACAUUGGCAUCAACGGCUGUAGCUUCAAGACCGAAGAGAACUGCGAGGUCGUCAAGCAGAUCGGGCUCGACAGGAUGAUGAUCGAGACCGACGGCCCGUGGUGCGAAAUUCGGCCGAGCCAUUUUGGUUACAAAUACCUGAUUGAAAAGAAGCCCGAGACCAACGGUACCGCGGACGGGGCUGCAACGCCGGGACUCGCUCAGGGGCCUCAGGGCAAGAGGAAGAACCAAAAGAAGGAGCCCGAAGUUCCCGAACGUUUCAAGGUCGUCAAGAAGGAGAAGUGGGAGGAGGGCGCCAUGAUCAAGGGCCGGAACGAGCCUUGCAUGAUUGAGCGUGUCGCCAAGGCUGUAGCGGGCAUUAAGGGAGUAGAAGUGGAGGACAUAUGCGAGGCAGCUUGGAAGAACACUGUCAAGGUAUUCGAUGUAGACCAAUAG
Molecule: messenger RNA, 1149 nt
Organism: Colletotrichum spaethianum
Lineage: Eukaryota; Fungi; Ascomycota; Sordariomycetes; Glomerellales; Glomerellaceae
Product: deoxyribonuclease Tat-D
Exons: 3
Coding region: 1-1149 (382 amino acids)
Cellular component (GO): cytosol
Molecular function (GO): 3'-5'-DNA exonuclease activity
Source: RefSeq, a predicted model, not a curated record